Molecule: messenger RNA, 671 nt
Organism: Eimeria necatrix
Lineage: Eukaryota; Apicomplexa; Conoidasida; Eucoccidiorida; Eimeriidae
Product: acetyltransferase domain-containing protein, putative
Exons: 3
Source: RefSeq, a predicted model, not a curated record
AUGCCUGUGCGUCCGCUCGGGGUUGCUGAGGCGGCUAAAGACCCUCUUAUUGGUUUUAUUCAUUUUCGAUUCGAAGUGGAGGAGGGCCAGGCGGUGGUUUACCUCUAUGAGCUGCAAAUAAGUGUAGGGAGGAGUACCAGGGUUUGUCAAUUGGCCGUCGUUUGCUGCUGCUCUUUGAAGUUUUUAUUUGCAAAUUUAAUUCUCGUUUGUCUCAAUUCAAAUUCCAUCCCAAAACAAAUAAAGUCAUUCAAACCCCAGCAGCAGCAGCAGCAGCAGCAGCAGCAGCAGCAGCAGCAGGGGGGGCCGCAGCAGCAGCAGCAGCGCAGGGUUGCGACGCAGCCACUGCGCCCGCAGCAGCAGCCGCAGCAGCACCGGCGGCAGCAGCAGAAGCAGCGGCAGCAGCACCAGCAGCAGCAACAGCUGCAGCGACAGAUUCAGCAGCAGCACCAGCUGCAGCAGCAGCAGCAGCGGCAGCAGCAGCAGGAGCAGCAGCAGCAGCAGCACAACCAGCAGCAGCAGCAGCACAACCAGCAGCAGCAGCAGCACAACCAGCAGCAGCAGCAGCACAACCGGCAGCAGCAGCAGCACAACCAACAGCAGCAGCAGCACAACCAGCAGCAGCAGCAGCAGCAGCACAACCAGCAGCAGCAGCAGCACAACCAGCAGCAGCA